Molecule: messenger RNA, 2865 nt
Organism: Peromyscus maniculatus bairdii (prairie deer mouse)
Lineage: Eukaryota; Metazoa; Chordata; Mammalia; Rodentia; Cricetidae
Product: sialic acid-binding Ig-like lectin 10
Biological process (GO): cell adhesion
Cellular component (GO): plasma membrane
Molecular function (GO): sialic acid binding
Source: RefSeq, a predicted model, not a curated record
UGCUUGUCAGUUACAGUCCCUCAAUCUUAGUCCCGCCCAGUCUGCGCAGCGUCAGUCCUCCUGUGGGUUCAUCAGGGUGGGCACUGCGUCCUUAAAUCGGCCCAAUUGGUUUGCCCCUCUAGAACCUAACUUCCCCAGCCAGUGUCUGUAAUUGUAAGUCAGCCCCUCACUGGAUGCUUUCUGCAAAUCUUCCCUGAAUACCCAAGAGAAAGCUUGGUUGAGGAGCCUGGAGCCCUAGGAAACGGAGACCAGGAAGUAGAAUUGGAGAAGAAAUUGAGGGAAGGGACAAGAAGUUGCUGUUGAGGCUGGCAAGACUCUCACUAAGAGUGCUUACAACUCUAGCUGAGAAUUGGAGUUCAGUUCCCAAGUCAAGUGGCUCGAAACUGCCCAUAACUGCAGUUCCAGAGGAUCCAAUGCCUUCUUCUGGUCUCCGCCGGCAUCCAAAGACAAACAGGGGUAUCAGGAGGUCAAGGCCAGCCAGGACUACAAGGGGGCUUCUCGGUCAGUCUGGAGCACACAUUGACCACAUAUUGAGACUACAAACAAAAGAGAGCCACAAGAGCGGCUCCCAGUGUACAGGACAUUCAUUCUGAAGCAAGAGUCAGCAGCAGGAGCUAUACUGUACUCUCAUCCCUGAGAUGCUGUGGGGGCUCUCGGCCCUGCCUCUGUUGUAUUUGGGGUUACUUGCUCCAGUUUUGGUUGAUAUCAAGACAACAGUGGUGGCAGACAGUCUAUGCAGUCCAGUCCCUUGUGUGUUUGAGUUUUCCAAGGCAUCUCCCGGAAAUCCCAUGACUGUGGGCUACAGGCUUGAUGAAAACAUCAGCUUCCAUGUAGAUAUCAGCCAGCCCAGAGCCCCCACAGGUGAUUUCUCCACAGAAGAGGUGGAAGACUGCAUCCUGCUGAGCCGUGACAUGCUCAGAAGGGAGAACAUGACCUACGUGCUCUAUGUAGGUCUGGAAGAUCAGAAAGGCACUGUCCUGAGAGAGGACGUUGGACUCUCCAUAUCAGACCUGACCCAAAAGCCAGAGCUUCACAUCCCAGAAUACAGUGUGCCUAGAGAGCCUAUGACUUUGACCUGUAUUAUCCAAGACACCUGCCAAGAGCCCAAAGCCCUUUUUCUCUCCUGGAAGGGACCUGCCGUGUCUUCCAGCAUGCGUGUCUCCAUCAAUCCAUCUUCAGAGCUGCCCAUUGCCCCGAAGCCUGAGGACCAGGACACUACCCUCAGAUGCUACUUAAAUCUAUCCCUAGAUAACCUGACCAGCAGGAAAGCGGUCAAGCUACAACUGGUCUCACCUGCUAGGCUGCUCAGCUACUCCUGUUUGCUGAAGAGGACACUAGCAUGUAGUUGCUCCUUCCAUGGGAUCCCCACACCUUUUGUGCAGUGGUGGAUUGGAGGAACCCCUGUGAGUGUGAAUAGCAGAGAUUCCAUCCUGCACAUGACCUCCACCACACUGGAACCCUGGACCAACAGCACCAUUCACCUCAUGUGGGAACCAGAAAUCAUUAGGAGACUUCGUUGUGAGGGGAAAAAUCAAUAUGGAGUCCAUGCUUCCAGAAUCUUCCUGAUACCAGAUAAAAGCUCCAUUGCCAGUGUCUUCCUGAGAGGGCUAAUCCAGGGCAUUGUGUAUGGGACCAUAGCAUCUUCUUUAUUCUUCUUCUUCCUUGUUGUACUAAUAAUGAAGAUGCUUAACUGGUGGGGGGAAAUUCAAGCUUGCAAGAACAGAGAGGAGAAACCAGUUUCAGGAGGAGCCAAAACAGUUGAAAUCUGAAGCUGUGCAUGGAUGGCCUGGGCUGGAGGUAAGUGCCAGUCAGCCUGAGCUGUGUGCUUGGCUUGCAGAGGGAUGCAAACCAGGCCCUCCCAGCCCUCCUGGGCACAACCACUGGAGGUCGGGGCACACGCUCUUUAGGAACAACUAUUACAGCCUCACCCUGGCACUCCAGCUCUGCGUCAACUUGACCAGCAUGGAAGGGCAGGUCUUAACUGGAUGUGGGUCUGGAUUUGUUCAUUAUUCACAACGAGGUCCCAUGGAACAGCAGCGCCCUGCAGUGACCAUGGCAAGGACCCUACAGCCUCAGCCCCAGCAUUGACCCACAAUGGAGACCUUUCAGACACCAGCAGAUGGUGCCCGUUGAGAACAGUAAAUUCCAGUGUAAAUGCUUUGUAAGUCAGCUGGGAUCACCAUGAGAAAGUGGCCCAGGAUGGGUACCUUCAAACCACAAGUUUUUUUUCCUUAAUUCUGGGAAGCUGAAGAUCAAGAUGGAGGUGUCCAGAUGCCUGGCCUCUCAUGGGCCGGCUCUCCUUCGGUCUCCUUUGCAUCCUCACAGGAUCUUCUCUGGGUCCCUCCCCCUCCUCCUUUUCCUCUGACAUUUUGGUCUGUUUGUUUGGAAUGUAGGGCCUUACUCAUUCUGAUACCAGACAAGAGCUCCAUUGCAGAGCCACGCCCCAGCCCCUCACUUUGGGGUUCUAGAAAAACACUCUACUGCAUUCCUGUAUCCCUGUCUUCUCUUACAUUUUUUUAAGACAGGGUCUCACUAAGUCACCCAGGGUGACCUUGAACUCUGAGAUCCCCCUGCUUCAGCCACCUAGUAGGUAGGAUGACAGUUGUUCCCUGCCACUUCGACCCUAAUUUCUUGUCAUAGUCCAUAUUGGGUCUAAUCCACCCCGUGAACUCAUCUUAAUCGAUUGCUUGAUUGCCUCUGCAAAGUCUCGUCUGAAAAUAGGAUUGUAUUCUGGCGGGCCUGGAGUUUAGCGUAGAGCGUAGGAGGGGGGAGGGGGCUGUGGCUCAGCUGGUGGACAUGCCUGCCCAGGGUGCUUGAUGCUCUGGGUUGAGCCCCAGCACCACACAACUGAGGUGUGGUUCCCAC